UUUAAAAAAAAAUAAAAAAUAGACACGCAAAAGAAUGAAACGACAUUAGUAUGGUAGUUUUGUGACCGUGGAUCCCUCGAUCUGAAUAAACCCUCAUUGGGAUUCUCUUCACUUGCGGCAGCGACUCACACAGAAAGAGAGAAAAAUCAAAUCAGAGCUUUCUUCAAUUCAAUUCAAUGGAGAAAGGAAAGGGUGCGACGGGAUCAUCUGGAAGAAGAUGGGCCGUUGAUUUCUCCGAUAAUUCCACUUCUCGCGAUAUUCUCGAUCCUCCUGGUUUCUCACGCGCUUCCCUCGAUCAAGACGAUUCAACUCUUAGUCGCCAGAAGAAGGAUGCUGAAUCCAGUUGGAAGUCUCAGAAAGCUUGGGAAGUUGCACAAGCCCCUUUUAAGAAUUUGUUAAUGAUGGGGUUCAUGAUGUGGAUGGCUGGUAACACUGUUCACCUGUUUAGUAUUGGUAUUACCUUCUCAGCUCUUUGGCAACCCAUUAGUGCCUUACAAACUGUUGGAAAGAUGUUUGAACCUUACAAAGAUGCCAAAGUGGAGCUUCUUGGGCCUAAGUUGUUAUUCAUUGCCCUUAAUUUGGGAGGCAUGGCACUAGGUGUUUGGAAGCUCAAUUCAUUGGGACUGCUUCCAACUCACACAUCAGAUUGGGUGUCGUCCCUAGCACCUGCUCAGGAGGUGGAAUACUCAGGUGGUGGUCUAAAUUUUGGUUGAUGCUCUAGUUCUUUCCUUUUUGGUGGCUUCACUUGAGGAAAUUAAGGAUUUGACGCAGUUAGAAUGUUGUAACAGUCACCAAUAUUAAACUGGGUUUUUAGUAAGACUAAAAGUGCUCUGAAUAACAUUUCUAUUUGUAUUUAAAUUAUAGUAUUUGCACAUUAUAUAUCUCUAUCUCUUCUUCAAAUCUGAUGUAAAGGAAAAUGGCAUACUAGAAUCUCCCUUUCAAUGAAACAUCUAAACUUUUGAUUUCUUUUAAA
Lathyrus oleraceus (garden pea) is the source of this 973-nucleotide messenger RNA. RefSeq lists its product as uncharacterized. The record is from RefSeq and is a predicted model, not a curated record. The transcript has 5 exons. Lineage: Eukaryota; Viridiplantae; Streptophyta; Magnoliopsida; Fabales; Fabaceae. The coding region runs from base 177 to 713 and encodes 178 amino acids.